GGAAAGAAAGAGCAGAGACGCAGACCAAAGAAACAUACCUUUUUUCCGGAGAAGAAGACUGAAGACGGCCGACGCUGGACGGCUGGAGACGGUUCGUAGCUCGCCAAAAGCUGCUAGGGAAUGGAUGUUACUUCGAGCCGUAGAUACCAAGAAACAUCAAAUUGCUAUUAAAGUUCUUGUGGUUCGAGCCUACCGACGCCCACCGUAAAUUUAGAUAUACUUUUCCAUGACCAACAGGGUAUCAAUGAUUUGAAAGGUGGGUAUGACAGAGGAGCUGUGGAAGAGUCAUUUGAGCUUCCGUAUGAUCACAAUGAGCUGGGGCAGAAAUUGAUAAAAUUGAGGCCGGAUCACUUGGGAAACAAGAAUUGGUUUUCAUUACAAGAAUUGAAUGAUAGAUUACUGAAAGUUAGGGAGAUCGCCAAGGAAGAGUACAAGGCUAAAAACACUGGAGAGUUAGCGAUGCUGAGGAGUAACUUGAAGUCAAUAGAAAAAAUUGGAACUGCUGCUAAGAACGAAAUCAGCCACUAUGGGGAUGUGGAUAUGACACGCCUAUUUGGAGAAAAGUCAGAAUACUUAAUUAUCACAUCCUCCCAAGGAGCACUUAGUUGAAAAGUAUUUUGAUCCAGCUCUCAUGUCAUCUGCAGAGAAAAUGAAGUUGGAGCUAAAGAAAGUCAGAGAUGAAUUUAAAAUGUCAGAGUCCGAUUGUGGCUCUGCUCGUGUUCAGGUAGCUCAACUCACCACCAAAAUCAAACACCUAUCAGUUCUGCAUAAAAAGGAUAAACAUUCUCGAAAAGGACUUCAAGCAAUGGUCGAGAAGAGGAAGAAGAUGUUGAAGUAUCUCCGGAGGACUGACUGGGGCUCGUACUGUCUCGUGCUAUCUAAGCUUGGCCUCCCUGAAAAAGAUUACUACAAGGAGUAAAAACUGCCACAUGCUCAACUCUUUGCAAGCUCGGGUUGGAAGCAAAGCCUUUUUUUUUUUUUUGCGAAUUGUGGCUGUCACUUAAUUUCCUACCCCCCACGGGUUCCCUAAUUUUUUUUUCUAACAUUGCUUGAAUGCACUUUUGCAAAAAUAAUUUUUUUAGUACACUUUAUGGCUAUGCAAUGUAGUUUCUUGUUUGGUUUUUGCUCAUUUUUAAGAUCUGAUAGUGGUGUUCUAUUUUAUACUCCCUUUGUCCCAAUUUAAAUUGCUUGUUUUGACUUUUGGGCAUAUUUAAAAAUAAAAAAUAGAGUUGAUUUUU
This is a messenger RNA of Cuscuta campestris, 1238 nucleotides long. NCBI's taxonomy places the organism in Eukaryota, Viridiplantae, Streptophyta, Magnoliopsida, Solanales, Convolvulaceae. The record is from the annotation of a GenBank genome assembly.